UACAUAGAAAAUUUUUGAUCAAAACUAUAAUGUAAGAAUAGAGAAUCUCCAUUUCCCCCUCCCUUUAUAAAGCAUAAAACCUCAUGCACAUGUUUUAACACAAAUAACUCAGAACCAAACACUUCAUUUAAUCUUCUGGCUUUUCUUCUCUUCUUUCCAUUCUAAAAUGGUUUCCCUGGAAACUGUUCAGGGUAGCUCUAAAUGCAUUGAACCAAAUUCAAGUCCCCGGAUUUCGUUCUCUGCUGAUUUUCUUGAUGAAAAUAACUUCAUUUCUAUAUGUCCAAAUCCUCAGGCAGAGAAAAAAGAAAGAGAGAUAGCGUUAAAUGCCGAAUUUGAGUUUCUUUCGGCGAAUUCAACGAGUCAAAACAUGAUAACUGCAGACGAGCUUUUCUCCGAAGGUAAGUUGCUUCCUUUUUGGCAAAUGCAUCACUCUGAGAAACUCCACAAGAUUAGCCUCAAAACGGAGAACGAUGAAGAGGUAACGGGUGGAAAAGAGACGAAUAACAAGGAAGACACCAGAAUCAGUUGGUUUCUUGAUGAUGAUCCCUCUCCUCGACCUCCUAAAUGCACUGUUUUAUGGAAGGAGUUGUUAAAGUUGAAAAAACAACGCGCUUCUACCUUGUCUCCAUCUUCUUCUUCCUCAUCGUCCUCUUCCAGAGGCUCACUGGUGGAUGUGCCUCCAGUCAAUGAAAGUAAAGAACGAGUUGGACCUCGAGACAAGACUGUAAAGAGACUCAAGAAGGGGCUGGACAGAACAAGAUCGACUAGUAUGCGUAUAAGACCGAUGAUCAAUGUGCCUAUUUGCACACAAGGGAAAAACAGUGCAUUGCCUCCCCUUUUCUCCAUAAGGAAAGGAAGAUUAGAGAGGAAGAAAUAAGGAAAACAUGAUCAAGAGAAUAAGGAACUUCUGAUUCCAGCCAAACUCAUCCAAUACACAGAGGAAUCUAUUUAAAUUUCAGGACAGUGAAGGAUUAAAUUCCUAGUCGUUAUUAUAUUGUAGCAUCACCUAAAAACUGGGGAAAAUUUGAUUAAUAAAAAUUCCAAAGACAAGGCCGAUUAUUUUCAAAGCCUAACGGGAUAGAAUGUAUCAAAAUAAUACGAAAGUAUGUUCCAUGUGUU
Olea europaea var. sylvestris is the source of this 1119-nucleotide messenger RNA. RefSeq lists its product as uncharacterized. Lineage: Eukaryota; Viridiplantae; Streptophyta; Magnoliopsida; Lamiales; Oleaceae. The transcript has 2 exons. The record is from RefSeq and is a predicted model, not a curated record. The coding region runs from base 167 to 877 and encodes 236 amino acids.